AUGCCCAAGGCAACUUCUCAGACUUUCACUACGAGGCCGCAUAAUGCUGCUGUACGUCCUGGUCAGCUCAAAAAGAAUGGAGAGAGCUCGACGGGGUCAUCAGGGAGCGGAGCGAGGAAUCACUUGUUCGACACUGAAAGGUUCGGACAACACAUCCUGACGAAUCCAGCGGUCGCUCAGGGUAUUGUGGACAAGGCCAACUUGAAACCCACCGAUGUCGUCUUGGAGGUCGGUCCAGGUACUGGAAACCUGACAGUCCGAAUCUUGCAAGCCAGUCGGAAAGUUGUGGCCGUAGAGAUGGAUCCUCGAAUGGCGGCAGAAGUCCAAAAACGAGUCUUAGGGAAACCCGAGCAGAAGAAGCUGGAGAUCAUCCUUGGUGAUUUCGUCAAAGCAGAUCUGCCGUACUUUGACGUUUGCAUCAGCAAUACACCGUAUCAGAUCUCAUCGCCUUUGGUUUUCAAGCUCCUCUCCCAUCGACCCGUCAUUCGUACGGCUGUUCUCAUGUUCCAGCGAGAAUUCGCUCUGCGUCUGGUCGCUACUCCCGGUUCGAAAAUGUGGUGCAGAUUAGCAGCCAACGUCCAGCUUUACGCAAAAGUCGAGCAUAUAAUGAAAGUUGGAAAAGGCAAUUUCAGACCCCCACCUCAAGUCGAGUCUUCUGUCGUCAGACUCAGUCCUCGAGACCCCCCACCGCAAAUCCGGUUCGAGGAAUUUGAUGGACUGAACCGGAUCAUCUUUAGUCGGAUGAACAAGCAUGUCAGGGCUUGCUUCGGUGCAAAGGGCGUGAAGGAGAUGUUGGAAAAGAAUUACAGGACUUGGUGUGCAGAGAAUGGCAAGAUAAUUGAAGAUGACUUUGACAUCAAGGAAAAGGUCGAACAGAUUCUGGUUGACUCCACUUUUGCGGAUUCUCGAGCCGCCAAGAUGGAUGUUAAUGACUUGUUGAAAUUACUGGCGGCUUUUAACGUUGAGGGAAUGUGA
Molecule: messenger RNA, 975 nt
Organism: Kockovaella imperatae
Lineage: Eukaryota; Fungi; Basidiomycota; Tremellomycetes; Tremellales; Cuniculitremaceae
Product: putative rRNA (adenine-N6,N6-)-dimethyltransferase
Exons: 6
Coding region: 1-975 (324 amino acids)
Biological process (GO): rRNA methylation
Cellular component (GO): mitochondrial matrix
Molecular function (GO): rRNA (adenine-N6,N6-)-dimethyltransferase activity
Source: RefSeq, a predicted model, not a curated record